Molecule: messenger RNA, 633 nt
Organism: Parnassius apollo (apollo)
Lineage: Eukaryota; Metazoa; Arthropoda; Insecta; Lepidoptera; Papilionidae
Source: the annotation of a GenBank genome assembly
AUGCGAAAGAUCUUGAAUAUUCGAAUUAGUGACACUGAAUUGCAAAGAACUAAAAUUUCUGGUAAGAAAGGAGGUGCGAUCGUUGAUACAAUAAGACUGAGACCAACUGAACAUACAGAAUGUAUAUAUGUAAAUGAUAUGAUGCUUAAAGCUUUAUUAACAACUGAAAUGAUGAUGGAAAUAAAUAUUAUAACCAAACGAGUUUGCCAAGUAUCUACAGGGUCUCUGGAAAACAGCCCAGGAGGGUAUUAUGUGGAUGGAGUCAAGGCGGAAUGUGCUAAUUACGUCUGCCAGACAGACACAGGUUUAAUAUUCAUCCACUCAUCUCCUCUAGAACAGUUAGAAGAUCGUGAUCAGUCAUAUCAUAUAGCGGAUCAUGCUCUUUGUACCAAUAAGUUUUGCAUUGAUCCCUCUUCUAUGUUUCUGUACAAGGCCAAGCAAACUGUUAAAUCUCCUGCUGGCUGGGACGCCACUUUUGUUUGUACGACAGGAGAGACACUAACAAUACAGGUACUUAGGCAAGCAGAGAGCAGAUCAGGUUUAGUUAAGAGAGACACCUCCACAGCCGUCAGGAAAAUAAUGUACUUGGAAGAGGAGACUGCCAGGCUGUCACUAGAGACCAAGACCCUGUGA